This is a messenger RNA of Hyla sarda, 1691 nucleotides long. RefSeq names its product vitronectin (gene VTN). Lineage: Eukaryota; Metazoa; Chordata; Amphibia; Anura; Hylidae. The transcript is spliced from 9 exons. Gene Ontology annotation, biological process: immune response; cell-matrix adhesion; cell adhesion mediated by integrin. The record is from RefSeq and is a predicted model, not a curated record. Gene Ontology annotation, molecular function: scavenger receptor activity; polysaccharide binding; extracellular matrix binding. Bases 51 to 1490 code for a protein of 479 amino acids.
ACAGCAGUACGGGCUCGUGUGUGUGUCAGGAACAAAGAGAUCGCACAGUGAUGUCCUCUGGGGGUUGUGGUGAAACGUUAAACAAACAGAGGGAUAAAACCAGGGGUCAGGGACCACAUCAUAGUCUACUAGACUGUCCUGAAGCAUCUAAGAGUCCAGGGAUGAGAGCUCUGCUGCUCUCUGCUUUGCUGCUCUUGGGGGCAGCCUGGUUUACCCAGGCUGCUGAAGAGUCCUGUGUUGGGCGAUGUUUGGAUGGAUUUGAUAUUAAAAGCAAAUGUCAAUGUGAUAACUUGUGUAUAUAUUACAAGAGCUGCUGCCAUGACUACAUUUCAGUCUGCAAACCAAAAGAAACGCGGGGUGAUGUUUUUGCCAUUCCUGAAGAUGAGUACAAUUAUGAUACCUUUAAUGAUACCUCGGAUCAAGAUUGGUUGAUUCAGGCUACAACAUCACCAGAUGAGCAUGCAGAAUCUGCACACACUACACCCACGUAUGUGACACCCACAGAGGAGCCGUCUGUAACAGAAGACACCCCUGAGGAACUUUGUAGUGGGAAACCCUUUGAUGCUUUCACUAACUUUAAAAAUGGUUCUGUCUAUGCUUUCCGAGGAAAAUACUUUUAUGAACUGGAUGAUAAACGUGCGCUGGAUGGAUACCCCAAACUCAUAAAGGAUGUGUGGGGUAUAGAAGGUCCAAUAGAUGCAGCAUUCACUCGCCUAAACUGCGAGGGGAAGACCUAUAUUUUUAAGGGUACGCAAUAUUGGCGGUUUACUGACGUGACCAUGGACUCUGGAUUCCCCCGUGCCAUCGAUGAAGGGUUUUCAAACAUCCCAGACAAUAUUGACGCUGCCUUCUCUCUACCAGCCAAUAAUUAUGAAGGCAGUGAAAAGGCGUACUUCUUUAAAGGUAGUCGGUAUUGGCAGUAUGAAUUCAAAAAUCAACCUACCAUGGAAGAGUGUAUGACCUCAUCCCCAUCUGAGCGAUUCACGCAAUAUGUAAUGAUCCAGUAUGACAGCUUGGAACAAGAUCUUGACUUUAUCUUUGGAGGGUGGUUUAGAGACAGCUAUGAAGUUCAUCGCUCUAUAAGCAGAGACUGGAAAGGUGUUCCAAAUGGAAUUGAUGCUGUGCUGCUGAGCAGAUUAUACGUGCCUAAAAAGAAAAAAACUGCUUUACGACGUAGUAAGAGGCGAAAGAACAAUAAAAGAAAGAACCGCAAGAGAAAACCAAGCUGGAGUGAUGGAUUUGACAUACUAGAUGACCUUUUUGGCUACAAUUAUGAUUAUGAUGACGAGUAUGAUCCCGAUUGGGUUCCUCCUGAAAGUCCUCCAAAAUGCCAGCCAGUGCAAAGUGUUUACUUCUUUAAAAAAGAUAAAUAUUACCGCGUAAACCUCCAGACAAAGCGCGUGGACCGUGUCUCUCCUCGAUACCCAAGAUCCAUUGCAGAAUACUGGUUGGGGUGCAAAUCUUCUAAGGAGAAGAAGACAAGAGGAUAAUAUUUUCUAUAGUGAUAUUUUCUAUAAAACAAGAAUAACAUGCAAUUAUUUCUGGAAUUUUACAUAUUGUAUUUCUAUCAUAGACAGAACUUUAGGUCUCAAAUAAGCCACAGGUGUUUGUGAAGAUAGGAUGUAAUGUAUGUGAUAUUUUAAGGCCAAUAAAAGCAUGAACCUUCCAUCUCCAAGCAUAUUAAAGGAUCA